Molecule: messenger RNA, 2262 nt
Organism: Trematosphaeria pertusa
Lineage: Eukaryota; Fungi; Ascomycota; Dothideomycetes; Pleosporales; Trematosphaeriaceae
Exons: 2
Coding region: 1-2262 (753 amino acids)
Biological process (GO): copper ion import; intracellular iron ion homeostasis; iron ion transport
Cellular component (GO): plasma membrane
Molecular function (GO): ferric-chelate reductase activity
Source: RefSeq, a predicted model, not a curated record
AUGGCAGCCGGGGUCGACAGCCUGGACGACGUGCGAUAUCAACACCAUCUGGAGCAUCGAGGAGAGUCCAAUCAAAGAAUUGCUCAAGCGUUCUGGCUAGCAAUCUGGACCCUUGUUGUGGCGAGAUUCGCGCAGAGGGUUUGGGCGUGGGGAAUUCGAAAAUGCCUGCACAAGACCUCUGCGUGGUCACAUAAUUCUCCUCUAUCCGUCCCAAUCGAGCGCAUCCAGGCGCUGUUCAAAGCUAUCUCUCUUCUACCGUUCCCGCGAUUAUUCGGCAUCCGGCCCACGAACCUCUCGCUUGGUCACGUCGCGAUAUUGGCGGUGUAUAUCUGCACAAUAGUGUCCCUAUUAGUUACCGUGGAUGCGCCGAAGUUGUCUUCGCACUUCCUCGACGACGUCGCGUUCCGCGCCGCCUGGAUAACGCUAGCACAGGUUCCUCUCCUGUACUUCCUCUCGACCAAGCGUGGACCGUUAAACCUUCUGGCCGGGCUUUCCCAUGAGAGAAUCAGUUGGAUCCAUCGAUGGGUCGGACGCGCUCUGUUCGUUUCCGCCACUACGCAUAUGGCGAUUAUGAUGUCCUCGAUAUCGGUCAACGACCUGAUGCGAUCGCCGGGCAAGGCCAUGUCCGUGGUACGAUACGGCGCGGGAGCGUACGGUACACUCGUGUGGAUUGCCCUGUCGAGCAUUCUACCUGUGAGAAGGUGGAGCUACCGAGUGUUCUACAUCAAUCACUGGGCCAUGACAUUGGUUUUCCUGUGGAUUCUUUCGCACCACGUCCCGAGAUAUGCCCGGCUCCCCAUUUACGCAUCGGUCGCUAUCGUAGCCUUCGACAAGUGCUUGGCGUGCUAUGGAUUCUUGUGGAAUAAUGUUAGCGUCCGUCCUUUGAAGAGGAGGUUUGCGAAGUUCAGGAAGGAGCCUGGUCGCCAGGUUUUGGCCAUGGGACACCCGGUCAAGAUGAUGACGCCGUUCAUCACAAAUCUCGGUCUGCAUCCGAAGGAAUCGGCUACCAUCAUCCGAAUCUGCGACGCCCCGCUGGCGUGGAGGCCAGGUCAGCACGUCAGGCUCUACCUACCGAAGCUCGGCAUGCUGGAAAUUCAUCCGUUUACGCCCGCAACGUGUUCAGAAGCUUCGUCCGCACCCUUCCCGGCCUACAAGCACCACGAUGCGGAGCAUAAUGGUCUCCUAUCGAGCUGCAGCACACCUCCCACAAAUGACAUGGUCCUUAUGAUACGGUCUCACUCUGGACUGACGAAGAGGCUCGCCGACUACUAUUCCAAAUGGCUGUCGCUCCCCUGUCCGAACGCCAGUCGGCCCUGUUCAUCUCUCACCGCGUACAUUGACGGCCCGUACGGAAGCCCGCCCACUUGGGAAGACUACGAGAACAUCACACUGAUUGCCUCUUCGACCGGCGUCUCCUUCAUCCUCUCCAUCCUCGAAUACUUGGAACAGCUGUGCUUCAACGGCCACCCGCGGCUCCGCACGCAGCAUAUCCGCUUCAUAUGGGCCAAUCGACAUAUCGAACCCCAGUUCGAGGCUUCCGUGAUGGACCUACUCUCAAAACACAGCGCAAUGCUGCGGGAAUCAGACAUAAUGGUCGAAGCGGAGUUUUAUGCGACGUGCCCUCAGUCGGAGGAACGAGGCAUGGAGCCUGAAAUGAGGGAAUACGACCCUUUUGCGCAUCUGCGUCGGCCGCGGAGGAACUACUUCGCAGGACGACCGCCGCUGCGGAUCCGCAAUCCAAAUGCGUUGGACGACGAGGAAGACGAAGACGAAGAAGAGGAGGAUCUCAAGCACGUCAGCCCGGUAGUCAGCGAGGUCGAAAGCUGCUUAAGCUACGAGAGCGACGCGUCCACUCUAAUCGACCAAGAAGAACGGCCCAUCAUAUCAGACCGACAGUCAACGCUAGACGAGCUGGACACUUCGUGUUGGUCCCGCAUGCCCUCUCUUCGUUUCCCACGCGCCACGCCAAAAGCCGCCGACUCAGAGUCCUGCCAAUGCGGACUCAUCCGGUAUCAGCAGCGGAAAACAGGGUCAAAAAGACAGCCGGAGUUCAUAACGCGGUUCUACGGUUCCCGUCCGAAUAUUCCUCAUAUCGUCUCUGUGGCGGCAUCGCGGACGAGCACGGCGAAGACGAUGGUGGCGGUUUGCUCGAACGCUGGGGUGGCAAUGCAGGCGAAGAGCGCAGUAGCAAGGAUGAAUCUGGAUUUCGCGAUGGGCAGGAGAGAGCGAGGAGUCGAUAUUCAUACGGAGGGAUUCAUGUGA